UGGAAUCCUUUCCAUUCCAGGUGGCUGCGCAGGCUGCGCGGCACCCAAAACCUUCCGCCCUCAUGAGCUUCGUCACCUCGGUGCUGCCACCUGUGGAACGCGAUGUGCUCUCGCUGCUUGCUGGCAGGCGUAGGCUCUCUUCGCAUGACAUCCUGCGCCUCUCCGCCAUGCUGCAGCCUCUCCCGCUGCCAGAUGCACUGGCACAGCAGCCGUGUUCUCAAGAGCUGAGCAUAAGAAUCGGCCGAAUCAUUGCCGAGAGGAGGAGGUGCUGGAGGAUCGCGUACCAAAUGUAUAUUGACAUUGCAGAUGCGGCAUUGCACAAGUUUGCUCGUAAAACUGGGGCACGAUAUCGCCUUCAUACUAUCUAUGGCCAAAGCAUCGUGGAGGCUGGGGAUUGCUGCGGCAUGGACCGAUAUGUUCACAUCAAUUUCAUGGCCUGGCCAAAGGGUAAACAAACCCAAAGCCAGAUUCCAGUUUGCUUCUUUGCUGAAGCUCAUAAUCCAGCAACCAGAAACUGCUCUGAAGAAGACAUCACCUUCUGCUGCUUGCUUGGAUGCGCACAACCAUCACCAAGUCAUGUUGAUAAUUGUUAUGCCUGUGCGAGGAUCAAGAAAAAUUGACCAUCCAAAUGGUGAGGAGCACUUCGGAGGGCAUCCGCACAGGACAGAUGAAACUGAGGAUGACCGCGAUUGCCCAACCACCAUUGACGUGGACUACAGGUUUUUCGAUCCUGACAGAGACAUUGACCUUGUGAAGUGCUAUGCUGAUAAGAUAAAUCGUGCUGAAGCUAUUUAUUACAAGCUGGGCUUGAAAAACAGGAGCACAAAUGAUGAAGAUGUAGCCAGGGAAGAUAUCGAAGUUUAUUGCCGGCGAUACGUGUGAUGCGUAAACUAAGAUUAAUGGGGCACCACCAGGAGUUUCCAAACUAAAUUCAUGUUUAUAGAAAUGAUAACAACAUAAUUUGACAUUCAGUGAUGAGUAUUAAUCAAAGUGUGUAUAGAAGUGUGCCAUGUAUGAUGUCUGCACGUAUGGUGUUAUGUUCCUCAUUUGUAUUUAA
This is a messenger RNA of Brachypodium distachyon (stiff brome), 1057 nucleotides long. RefSeq lists its product as uncharacterized. NCBI's taxonomy places the organism in Eukaryota, Viridiplantae, Streptophyta, Magnoliopsida, Poales, Poaceae. The coding region runs from base 63 to 620 and encodes 185 amino acids. The record is from RefSeq and is a predicted model, not a curated record. The transcript has 2 exons.